Musa acuminata AAA Group (dessert banana) is the source of this 1870-nucleotide messenger RNA. RefSeq names its product RNA polymerase sigma factor sigA-like. The record is from RefSeq and is a predicted model, not a curated record. Bases 171 to 1646 code for a protein of 491 amino acids. The transcript is spliced from 10 exons. Lineage: Eukaryota; Viridiplantae; Streptophyta; Magnoliopsida; Zingiberales; Musaceae. Gene Ontology annotation, biological process: DNA-templated transcription initiation; regulation of DNA-templated transcription. Gene Ontology annotation, molecular function: DNA-binding transcription factor activity.
UCUCCUGCAACCAAUGGCGCCUCUCCCUCCCAUAUCUCCUGCCUUGCUCACGCACACACAUUACACCGGAGGAAGAGAGACGGAGUAACCACCACGUCGGCAGCAGCUUCUCCCCUCUCGCUCAGUUCUCACCGCUCGUCUCCGCGAUCGCCACGCUCUGUUCAAGCUGGAUGAUGGCAACAUCAGCAGUCGUUGGAUUAAGCACGGGAAAGAGGCUUCUGACCUCUUCAUUCUGUCCCACCGACCUCGCCGAGAAGUUAUUCCCCAUUCUGGAUCAAACUACGCUGCCAUUUCCAGCGGCCUCCACGAAGUCCGUCGUAGUUGCACAAAAGCCCUCCCCAUUCAGGCCGAAUGCCCCACCGACCAGACACGUACCGAUCAUCAAGGCACUGAAAGAGCAUGUCCAUACCUUGGCCCCUUCACCUAGUGAUCUCGAAUCCUCUCUGGAGGCCCUCAUCUUGCUACAGAAGUCUAUGUUGGAGAAGCAAUGGGAACUCCCGUUCACGCAGAUGACAACUGUUGCUGCUCCUGGAAACGGCUGCCGGGUGCCCGAAAUCGCUCGCUCCGGGAUAUCUGCUCGUGAGAGGAGAAUGAUUUCGAGAAGGAAAUGUAUUGGUCAUAGGGAUGCCAUGGCACCUGCAAGCAGAGUGAGACAGCUUCGAUCUUGUGUUAGCCCUGAGCUGCUUAACUCCGAUGCCAGUGGUUAUGUCAGAGGAACCGUCAGUGAGAGCUUGCUUACACACGCAGAGGUCGUGAAUCUGUCGAAGAAAAUAAGAGCUGGUAUGCGUGUAGAGGAACACAGGUCAAGACUGAAGGAAAAAAUGGGAUAUGAGCCAACCGACAAGCAACUGGCUUCUUCACUGAGGAUGUCGCGUGCUGAACUGCACACAAAAAUGAUCGAGUGUUCUCUGGCAAGGGAGAAGCUUGCGAUGAGCAAUGUCCGUCUGGUGAUGUCUAUUGCCCAAAAGUAUGAAAACAUGGGGACUGCAAUGGCCGAUCUUAUCCAGGGUGGCUUGAUUGGGCUUCUUCGUGGGAUAGAAAAGUUUGAUGCUUCCAAGGGCUUCAAAAUUUCUACUUAUGUGUACUGGUGGAUCCGGCAGGGUGUCACAAGAACAUUGUUCAAGAACUCCAGGACUUUAAGACUGCCUGCUCAUUUACAUGAAAGACUCGGUUCAAUUAGGCAUGCAAAGAUCAGACUGGAAGAGAAGGGAAUUGCACCAUCAAUUGACAAACUUGCCGAGUCCCUGAACAUGUCACAGAAGAAAGUAAGGAAUGCCACACAGGCUGCGAGUAUAGUACUUUCUAUCGAUAGAGAAGCCUUCCCCUCCCUGAAUGGCCUUCCUGGCAAGACUCUCCACAGUUAUAUUGCAGAUAGGAACCUCGAAAACAAUCCCUGGCAUGGUUUUGAGGAAUGGUCUCUCAAGGAUGAGGUCGACAAGCUCUUAUACAUGACACUCAGCAACCGAGAGAGAGAUAUCAUAAGCCUCUAUCAUGGUAUCGACAAUGAGUGUCAUACAUGGGAAGACAUCGGCAAAAAGUUUGGUUUGUCAAGAGAGCGUGUCAGGCAAGUGGGGCUUGUUGCCAUGGAGAAGCUGAAGCAUGCGGCAAGAAGAAGAAAAUUAGAGGCAAUGUUGGUAAAACAAUGAACGACAUUAUACUGGCUUGGCUCACACUUACCUGUGCAUAUGAAAACAACAGGACACAUGCGGCAAGAAGAAGAAAAUUGGAGGCAAUCUUGUUAGAACAUUGAAAUGAUUCGUAUUGUAUGAGAACAGAAGGAAACAUGUAUCUCUAAAUUUAUUUUACACCGAGGAGUAUUUAUACAUGUACAUGCUUGACUGGAGAGUUCUAAUGUGAAGGCAAUUAGAUA